AAAUGGAGGCAACACGGCAAUGCGUAAUACUGGUCAGGAGACGCACGCACACAUUUACCUCGCAACCCUCCCUCAUUUUCACUUCGCCUCGUCUAGCAAGCAAGUUAACGAUAGCCUGCUUCACGCUUCCCAUCGCUUGCUUUAACCGCUAAUGUAGCAUUUCAUGCACUGCAUUCAGUGCUUGCAUAGAAACCCAGUACAGUUAAAGAAAUAUUAAGAAAGUUUAGUUUGUAUGCUCAGGCACCAGAGUACAUUCAUCCACUUUCGCGACGUGUCGAAAAUGGAUAAAUGAUAGGUUGAGUUAGUAGGUGAGAAUGACUUAAAAAUACGUCCGGGAGGCCGAUUAUUUAUCACAAAGUCUGAUGAAACAGCUGUCUGGUCAGGUUUUUUUGUUGGACUGAAGCCACAUACUUGGAGAAGUGAGGGGGCGAAGAUGAGGGCCGAGUGAAAGUGGCGUGGACAGGACUUCUGGGGUGCAGGAGGGAUGUGAACAAGACUGAAACAAGAGGACAAACUACAGCCCCCACUAAAGUGCCUACGCUGGGAGCAGCAGCGGCGGAAGCAGCAGCAACAGCAGCGGAAGAAGCAGAGGCAUUCCUGGCUUCCAUGUGGGUCUACCUGCUUGGAUAAAUCUCCCCCCUGCUGGCUUGUGUGAGUCUUUCUGUUUGUGUGUGUGUGUAUGUGUGUGUGUCGCGUGCGCGCGAGUGUGUGUGUCGCGUGCGCGCGAGUGUGUGUGUGUGUUUGUUGAGGGCUUGGCCUUGACUGGGAUUAUAUUUCACCCUGACAGGCAGACAGUUUCUCCAGCUCUUCUCCCCCCGUCUCCUCCUGCUGCUAUUCCAGCCCAUUAGAUCAAGGACACAGGUCCAUUAGUUGUCCCUUUAAAGACCUCACCUCAUCCCGACGUCCGGUCAGAGUACCCCCUCCCCACCCCGCCUCACCUCUCCUCUCCCACUCCCUUCUGUUUUCAGACAUGUUAGCAUAAGUGGCUAGCAGCACUAGCGCUUGCUUUGCUUUGGCGAUGGGUCGUUUGGGCGCUUGAGAGGAGAGGAACCUGCGAAGGACUUUUCUUCGGGCCGGACGCCGUCGAGGCAGGGAGUGGCGAGAAGGUGACCCGCCACACACACACACACACACGCGCGAGCGGAAGGACGCACUCCCGGAGCCCUGCGGAGCCUGCCUGCAGAGGGGCCGCGGCCGGACACGCCCCAGCAUGCCACGCUAUCCUGCCUGACCUUGGCACCUCGCUCCUGAGACAGAGCUGGACUCUGCAGACACCCCCGCACCCAACCCCCAACCCCCACCCCCCCCACACUUAACCACCACACCUGCAAGGACAUCCAUAAAGCAUCUCUGUCCAACGACCCCACCUCUUCACCUCCGUUCAAUCCUGCUGGACUUCAGUAGACUCACAGCUAUUGACAAACUGAUCACUGGUCAGUAGUGUUUCUGUUGUUGUUUGUUUUCUCAAAGGGAUUGGUUUGCCUCACCUGCCUGCUCCAACACUGGGACACUGAGAGUUGCAGUGCUAGAGAUCAGCUAACCCAACUUGCCAUCAUUUCACUGAGGAGCUGUAGGGUGUUUCCUUCUCCAUUGUUGCUGUGUGCUCUGUGUGUGUCGCCGUGCCCUCCAUUGCCACUGGGUGCCCCACUGCUGCUGGCUGCUGCUGCCCGGCCCCGGCCCCCCCUCAACCCCAACCCCACCCCGCUGGCAUCUGUCAUCGCCCCCUCAUCAUGGCCGUCAACGUGGCGGUGGGCCGCGACGCCAAGUGGCUGACGCUGGAGGUGUGCCGCGAGUACCAGAGGGGCACCUGCUCCCGCUCAGACGCUGAGUGCAAGUUCGCCCACCCCUCGCGCAGCUGCCACGUGGAGAAUGGCCGUGUCAUCGCUUGCUUCGACUCGCUCAAGGGCCGCUGCACACGCGAUAACUGCAAGUACCUGCACCCCCCGCCGCACCUGAAGACCCAGCUGGAAAUUAACGGCAGGAACAACCUGAUCCAGCAGAAGACGGCUGCCGCCAUGUUGGCUCAGCAGAUGCAGUUCAUGCUGCCAGGGACCCAGCUGCAGCCCAUAACCUCGUUCCCAAUGUCCCCCUCGCUGACCAACAGCCCCGGCAUGGCGUUCGGCCCGUACCUGAGCCACAUGAGCCCCGGCAUGGGGCUGAUGCCCGAGCUGCUGCCCAGCGCCCCCGUGCUGGUCCCGGGGAGCCCCACGGGAAUCGCCAUGGGGAACGGAAACUCGGCGCAGAAGCCGACGCGCACAGACAAGCUGGAGGUAUGCCGUGAGUUCCAGCGGGGGAACUGCACCCGGGGCGAAAACGACUGCCGCUACGCGCACCCCAUGGAGGCGGCCAUGGUGGACGGCAGCGAGAACUCGGUCAUCGUCUGCAUGGACUACAUCAAGGGCCGCUGCACCCGCGACAAGUGCAAGUACUUCCACCCGCCCGCGCACCUGCAGGCCAGGAUCAAGGCCGCCCAACACCAGGCCAGCCAGAACGCCGCCGCCAUGGCGUUGCCUCCAGGUUCGAUGCAGGCCCUCCCAAAGAGGCCCACCCUGGAGAAGAGCAACGGAGCGUCGGCUGCCGUCUUUAACCCCAGCAUGUUCCACUACCAGCAAGCCCUGGCCAACAUGCAGCUGCAGCAGCAGGCCUUCAUCCCCACAGGCCCAGUCCUCUGCAUGAGUCCCUCUGGAGGUGUUGGUACGUCCUUUGCCCCCACUCAGUGGCUAUUCAAACCCCCAGAGAGCCGCUGGGAGAGGAGGGAUUGGAACAGUUGCAGGCAGCCCCACAGUCGCCUCCUAUCAAUGCCCGGACAUGCUGUUCCCAUGAUGCACGGUGCCUCCACUUCCACUGUUUCGUCGGCUACGACCCCAAUCACCAAUGUUCCUUUUGCCGAGUCAGCAGCCUCCAAUCAGACCCCUCCGAGGUUCUGAGUGCCGACCCAGUUGACCUCCAGUGCAUUCCCAUGGAAACCUACUUCUGCCCCGUCCCCAAACUCUUUGUGGCCGCCCCCAUGACCCUAAGCCCAGUAGGCCUCAACCGAAACUCCAGUUAAUACGCCAUCAGCCUGUUAGACGCCCUGUGCCCAGGAGCACAGCGCAAAAUGGAAUGCAGCAAACAUGUGCCUAAUCUAUAUGUUCCCCCGAAGGGGCCAUACAUUCACCUCCCCACUCUCCCAUCUCUGAUACGUUCACAUUGUGGAUUUAAAAAAAGAAGAAAAAAAAAAAAACACAACACAUCGACAAAGGUUUUGUGAAAAACUAUCACAGGCAAUACCUAUGUUUGGGCCCACAACUGUUAAAGGAAGCCAGCCAUGUUGAUGCAAAGAUGACGUUCCCCCAAAGCGAGGCGAUGUUGCAGCAGGUAAAGCGGAGCUCUCCAGACCUUACAGCCAUACAGACACACAGAUGAUUGAUGGAUCUCACAGUGACCCAUGAGUGCACACUGGUGAGAGCGUUGGACCCUCCUGCGCAGCCUGCGAGGGCUCAGGAGAAGCAAGCGAGCUUGAGGCACAGUCACGUGAUGGCACAGCACACAGGCCUGACAGGCCGAGAGCAGAAAACAAGAUGGAUGUGAAGGGACCGUGUGCCUGUGUUCCAAGCUUUUCCAUUCUGAGAUGAGUCCCUGAGGCCUUUUUGUUUUUGUGGUGUUUUAGGUGAUGUCGGCGAAUUUUAUUUGGAAUUUUUACCUUUUGUUGUUUUGGUUGCCCAAAAUGAAAUAAUGAUCCUGAAAGAGCAUUGUCAUGUUUACAUUUCAAAAUGGCUGUAGAACACCUCUUCUUUUUGAUACUGUUUCUUGGUAAUGUUUUGUUUGUAAUCAUAUUUCCAUUAGGCUAUGAUUGUAAGUACCUAUUCCAAAACAGCAUCCAGGGCAGAUAGCCAGGAGGUAGGAAGGCUUCAUUUUUGUCAAUUUGUUUGUGCCUUUGGGUGAUGAGCUCUUAAUGAAUGGGCUGAUAUCUUCUGUCUCUCCCUUUUAGUAUUGUUAUGGAUUAACUCAGACCCACAAUGCACUUGAUGAUUGGGAAUACAACUGCAGUUGUAUGGGUACAAAAACAUCAUGCUGGAGGGUUUGUCCAUGUCCGUGUGUAGUUGUAAGCUAUAGAAACACAGGACUGCAUGUUGUAGCGAUUGGCUGCACGAGGUGCAUUCCUGUGUGUCGUUAACACAAGCCUCCCAGCAAAUUGUCUUCAAUGCUCGUAAUGAAGUAUUUAAUAAUGGUUGAUCUGAAAUGAUUGUCUAAUACUAUGUGGUCUUUUGUGUAUGUGCGAUUCCAAAUUUAAUGAAAGAAUGUUCUUCGGUAAUGAGUUACAGAUGAUGCAUCCAUAGUUAUUGAACAGAACUAGAAUGUGGCAGACACAUUGGAACAGUAGGUCUGUCUUGGAAUGUCGCUCAUACCUUUUAACUGCCUUAAGCAGCUGAUUAUCGAUGUCUGAGUAUGUCUUAAUAUGUGUAAAAUCAGUGUUUCUAGAUUCCAGCAUUGCAGACUAAUUCUGCAUGGAUUAUAUUAUUCAGGUAGCUGAAUAUCUCCUCUAGUUUUAAAACAUGAAUAUAGAAAUGUGCCCCUUUACAUCCCAUCUAAGGGCAUAAGGUUGACUGAGCUGCACUGUCCGUUUUUCCUUUCUCCUCUCGCAGUCCUGAGUGCGUCUGUCCCCUGACCGUAUGCAGUGGACGAGCCUUUUUUCUCAGGGCAGAGCCAUCUCUGCCGUGUGCCAUGUCCCCUGAUGCCCUGGAGAGUCGCAAUCUGUUUGUCUGUCCCCACCGCUUCGCUCUGGCAGAGACAUGCGCAUAAAUAUGCGAUUUUGAGCCCCUGAUUGUGUGACCACAACACAAGAAGUUUGAGCAGAGCUGCCCUUCUUAAUUUAAGCUAGAAUGUACUGUAGAGAUUACUCACGCCUCUGUGCCCAGAAAGGUGGGGUAGGUGGCUGAUGUUAGUGUAUAGGCCAACAGAUCUGCAUCCUCCCAGGUAUCAGUUUCCCUGAUGCCUGUCAUUUUAUUGCAUUUUAGUUAUUAAUAUCCCCCCAAAAAACAGUGCAAUUGCCAACAGGAGCGCCAUUUUUAACUUGUUCAUUUAGACUACUUUUAGGUCAGUAGUCCUAACACUGCACAUGGAAAUAAAGCUCAACAAUAUUGUAAACUAGACACGUUUGGUUUAGGAUAAGGUGGACAUAUCAGUCACUCUGAAUCACUUCUUGUACUUAGUGUGCUGGGAUGCCUGGUGAAUUUGCCACCGCUGAGUGUUAUUAUCUUGUUGAACAGGAUCUUAGAUGUCGUGAGAGAUUGUCAGACUGAUAUGGGUUUUUGAUCACAAUAACACCCUCCUGUUCAGCUUGUGUGAGAGUGCAUGCACUCAUCUAUGGAUAGAGGCAUUGUUAUAUCCCCUGUGUCGCUAAUAGGCUAGGUGAUGUCCAAAACAUGUCAAUGUGUGGCUUGUUUGUUGAGAGGUACCGUUUUGUUCCGAUUUUGGAAUCAGGUUGAAUUUGUUAUUGUCUAUUUGGUGUUUUUUGGGAUUCUUUUGAAAGAGCAGUUGGUUUCAUUAACAGUUGGUGUGUCCUUGCUUUCAAGUCACUGGACUCUAAACAGCAGUGGGACAUUUUAGGGAGUGAAUCAGAAGUGUGCAAGUGAAAGAGAUGGACCCAGCAUGUGGUUCUAAUGGCUUCGCUAACAAAGGUUGACUCCUAGAAUGACAUCCAGAAAGGGCCUUAUCUGCAUAUUUGAAUGUGACAUUUAGGACAAAUGGAAUGUCAGAUGAGAUUGAGAAAGAGGGCAUUCUGUUGGGGGAAAGAAGUUGCUAAAAUGGCUGGACACUGCAUCUCUGUGAGACCGUGGCCCUGUUGCGCCUGUGGAAUUUGCUAUGAGCAGCAAGUAGGUCCCAUGUAAUCAGUAUACCUAGUGUGUUGUUGUGAGUGGAUAGACAAGCUAGGAAUAGAAGAAAGGGGCUUGAGCACAUUGUAACUGAUUAGAGGGUAACAAAAUCAAAACCACAGAAAGACAAUUUACUGUGUCAUGAGUAUCUGGUAGAUUAUAUGUGUCUAAAAAUUAUUUUGGUAAAAUAUGUGAAAUCUGCAUUAUAUAAGUCUAAUAUGUUUUCGUCUUGAAAAUAACUGUUCAAAAAGAUGUUCAGAGAUGUUGUCAUUUAAAAACAAAUUGUCUAAUUUCAGUUACUAAAAUUCGGAAGCUUAUUACUAUGUACAUCAAAUGAAUUUAGUUGGAUCUUAAUGUCCUGCCAAGCUGUGGGAUUCUCCUCUCUCUCCUUCACUGUUUCCACUCGCUUUCCCUCUUUCUCUCUCUCAGUGAGAAUUAUGCCUUCUCCAACUGCUGUCCAGCUGGAAAUAACAAAAUACUUGAUUAAAGAAACAAACAAAAAAAAUAAUGUGCCUCGUUGGGGGGGCUUAAAGUUUUAAGUACACUUACCUUUUUAAGAAGUGUGUUACUUGUACAAGAUUCAGUAGUUAUCUAGAGAAUGAUUUAGUGUAAAUAUGAGAAAUAGAUUUGUUUUUUCAUGUUUUCCCAUGUGUUUCUCACAGUGGUAUUUUUGUUACAUUCUGUCUUAAUUAUUAGCCAAGAAUCAGUCUGUUUUUAGACAAUGAAUUGUUAGUGAAAUUUCUGUCAUUUAAAAUCUUCUUUCAUCAUCAUAAAAAUUCUCAUUGCAUGACUGAGAUAUAACCCAAUUUCAUGAAUAGUUUAUGUAGACUGUAGUAUAAGAAAAUCAGAAUUAAGAAAUAUAUAAACAUAAAUAUAUACAUUUGUAUGUAUACAAUGAUAGAGUCAUUGUUACUUAUGAUAGUAAGUUGUUGUUGCUAUGGCAACAAAACUACAACAUGGCUACCUUUGUAUAUCUUAAUUGUGAAUUUUUUCACACAUAAACUGAAAUAAUGUACAACGUUAACUUAUUCAGAAAGGAAAUGUGUAGUCUGGGAUUUAGUGAUUGAAUAUUUUGUAAGUACAAAAAGGUGAAAACAAUAUCCAAAGGCCCUCUGGGGAGAUCAUAUGUUAUCUGUUUUGGUUUGGGGUUUUCUAAUUAUUUUAUGUUCUGACGGGGUGUUGAUCUGUUUUCAAAGUGGGAGUUUUAGUAUGCAGCAUCUGAGCUUUUGAAUUGAUGGGUUGGAUCGAGGGAAGAGAGACUUGUUUCAUUUUACGUCAAAGAAAUGGAAAUGUUUCCAUAAUAGUAGGCUAAUCACAUAAGGAAUCACACAGAGCAUAUCUCACUAUACUUGGCCAUUUACUGUGGACAGGACAGCUGUCACUGUCAGUGCCUGUCGUGGUCGUCUGAAUGCAUAUCCCAUUGCCAGGUCUCCUUCUCCCCUUUGAUCCAUCCAGUCUGCGCCCAGCUGUGCUGGGAGCCAGUGGCACUGGCUGUGAUGCCGUCAGUGUACGAAUGUGUGAUAUUCACCUUGAUUGCACUUAUGUACAUAAGUCAAAAUACUCAGAAUUUAUUUUGAAUAUACAUAGAUAUAUAUAGCAAAUUGAUAUAAUUCAACUGACUAUAUCGGUCGGAAUACAGGUAAACAGUGGUCAUUUUAAUAGGCUGUUAAAGAGAUAGAUGCUGUUCUGGGUUUUGAGGGAUUUGUCUUUUGUUCUGUUUGCUAUUGCCCUUUUACUGUUCAUAAAAGCAUGGUUUUCUCACUGAAAAAAGGGAUGUUUGGAUACACUUGUGUCAAAGGAGCUUUGUAGAUUGUCAUAGCUUGCAACAGAUCAUUGUGCGCAAUGUGCCCUGAACUAAAUCUGAUUCUGAAGGUGUUUGGAAAAGGGAUUGUAAAACCGAACUCUUUCAGACUAGGCGACUUGUGUCCAGACAUCAGAAACCAAAGAGCCACCUGUUACUGUCUCGCUGUAUUCUCUGAACACGACCCAGUGAUCAGUUUUGUUUUUGUGAGAGUAGUUUUUCUGAAGAUGAGAGGGUGAACUAACAUAUCUGCCAUACUGAAGACCUGAAGUCAUGGCCUAUGAUUGGAUUGCUAAUCUUGGUCUGCCCCCUGCAGGCUAAAAUUGGAACAUACAGUAUAAUAGGUGCUUGGGAUCAGAUGAUGCUAUGGGCUCAUUGCGACAAACACACAAACAGUGAACUUGAGUUAUUGUCUUUUGUACAGGGGGUUGAAUUAUUUUUCACAUUUUAUUUUACAUUACUUAAUGUUUUAUUGUUUUCAUGACAACUCUCCACAAAAUAUAACAGUGGAUUUGCCAUCGGCUUUCAACCAACCAAUUCAAUAUCAACAACAGUCACACAAGAACUACACAUCCAGAAAAAAGGCUCUGCUAGUGCUUAACGUGUACAUUUAAUGUUUUUCAAUUGCUUUGGAAGCCAAUAAAUUUUGUUGCCAUGGCACUUGUCCUAGAAUUGGAGGAGGGGCUGAGUCUCUGUUGGUUGCAAUGUGUCAGUGCACCAUUGGGCCAUGUAGAAACGGUUCAAGGCCUUUUGUCCAUAUAGUAGUGUGGACAGUAUGGAGGUGUUGAGUUAUUCCUUAAAUACAUGCAAAUAAAAACAUGCAAAUUGAAGUACGUGCUGAAAUCACUUCCAUCACUGUGUAUAAUUAAUAAACAAAAAAACAUAGUCCCCAGUAACAUGUCCUCUUGUGCCUAAGCUCUGAAAAGAGAACACACUCUAAAUGAAGAAAGUUGUUUUCUACACCUGGUAAGGCCCUAAAGAGUAACACCCUAAAGAUCCUUUGCAGAGUUUGCACCUAGAAACAGUCAUUUAGCCAACAAAUUCAAAUAAAUUACUUUAGAGACAUUGCCCAACUGUCCAUACAAGUUGUGUCCCUUUAAAUGUAUUCUUUGGGAAUAGCCGUAACUUGCAGUCAUGCUGAACAAAGCUGAGAAUGUCCACAUUGUCUCUAAGCCAUACAUAACAGACUCCCCUCUCCUCCACUUUAGGACACAGUGAAACUGAAUGCUUUUACUCUUACUGUUAAACUGCUUCUCUUUCUAUUUAGCUUGUCGUACUUGUAUGUGCUAAACAACUGUGCUUCAUGCCAAUCUCUUUUGCUAUGAAUAAGUAUCUAGAUAUAUGCAUACAUUACUUCUGAUGUUUUUGUUGGACGUUUUAAUAAAGCACUUAUGGCAA
Sardina pilchardus (European sardine) is the source of this 9054-nucleotide messenger RNA. RefSeq names its product muscleblind-like splicing regulator 3 (gene mbnl3). Gene Ontology annotation, cellular component: nucleus. NCBI's taxonomy places the organism in Eukaryota, Metazoa, Chordata, Actinopteri, Clupeiformes, Clupeidae. The coding region runs from base 1731 to 2927 and encodes 398 amino acids. Gene Ontology annotation, biological process: regulation of RNA splicing. The record is from RefSeq and is a predicted model, not a curated record. The transcript is spliced from 10 exons. Gene Ontology annotation, molecular function: metal ion binding; RNA binding.